AUGUGGACUCCUCCUCCUCCUCCUCCUCCUCACCUGCGCCCGGCCCCUGGGGUCGCCACAGACACUGAAGAUUCCACAGAGGACCCCGGUGCCGUGUGGGGCCCCGUGUGGCUGACCGACGUCCAAGCGGCGGUGGACUUUGUCGCGGCGGCCGAGGUGACGCUCAUUGGCUUCUUCCAGGAUCUGGAAAUGCCAGCGGUGGCCACGUUCCGCGGCCUGGCCCCGGACUUCCAGGAUGUGCCCUUCGGCAUGGCCAACGACUCCGAGGUGCUGCGCCAUUACAACAUCACCGGCAAUGCCAUCUCGCUCUUCCGUCUGGUAGACAACCAGCAGCUGAACUUAGAGGACCAGGCCCUGGCGGGCCUGGAGCCGGCCACGCUGAGCCGAUUCAUCCGCACCAACAACUUGCGUCUGGUGACCGAGUACAAUGCCAUGACGGUGCUGGGCCUGUUUAACACCAUGAUCGAGAUCCACCUCCUCCUGCUGAUGGACAAGGCGUCCCCGGGGUUCCAGGAGAAUCUGGCCACAUACCAGACGGCGGCCAAGCUCUACCAGGGAGAGAUCCUCUUUGUUCUGGUAGACAGUGGCCAAAAGGACAACGGCAAAGUGGUGUCGUACUUCCGGCUGAGGGAGUCUCAGCUGCCGGCCUUGGCUAUUUACCGGACACUGGAUGACCAGUGGGACACACUGCCCAUCUCCCGAGUGGACGUGGAGCAGGUGAAGGAGUUCUGUGGCGGGUUCCUGGCGGGGAAGCUGUUGAGAGAAGAUGGUAAAUCAGAAGACACCAGCCCUAAAGAAGAACUCUGAUUUCUCCGUCCUCCUCCUCCUCCUCCUCCUCCUCCUCCUCCUUCUGCUGACAACAGCACAUCUGCUACGUAAAAGGAGCAAGUCACACUCCUGC
Messenger RNA from Perognathus longimembris pacificus (Pacific pocket mouse), 901 nucleotides. RefSeq names its product endoplasmic reticulum protein 27 (gene Erp27). The transcript has 7 exons. The coding region runs from base 1 to 807 and encodes 268 amino acids. NCBI's taxonomy places the organism in Eukaryota, Metazoa, Chordata, Mammalia, Rodentia, Heteromyidae. Gene Ontology annotation, cellular component: endoplasmic reticulum. Gene Ontology annotation, biological process: response to endoplasmic reticulum stress; protein folding. The record is from RefSeq and is a predicted model, not a curated record.